AUGUCACCGCAGUAUCCAACGCGAGUGGUUUUAUUGGCUUGCGGUUCCUACAACCCAGUCACCAACAUGCAUUUACGAAUGUUCGAAAUAGCCAAAGAUUAUCUACACAAUAUAGGGAAUUGCGUGGUGAUCGGAGGGGUCAUUUCACCAGUACACGAUGCCUACGGGAAGAAGGAUUUAGUUUCGUCUACUCAUAGAUUGGAAAUGCUCAGAUCGGCUUUGCAGAAUCACGAAUGGAUCAGAUUGUCCGAUUGGGAAUGCAGACAGGAAAAUUGGUCUCUUACGAAGCAAGUUAUUCGGUACCAUCAAAACCAUUUGAACGCUGCGAUUAAUCGAAAUUCGGAAAACGAUCAGCUGGAUAUCAACGAGAACGAAUUAAAAUGGAUACCUGAAAAUGUAAAAUUAGAUAAUAGACCGAUUAAAGUGAAAUUAUUAUGCGGGGCCGAUCUGUUGGAAUCCUUCGGGACUCCCGGACUGUGGGCCGAUGAAGACCUGGAAGAGAUAGUGGGACAACAAGGUUUAAUCGUAAUAACCAGGAUGAACACAAAUCCGUCGGAGUUUAUAUACAAUUCGGAUUUGCUCUCGAAAUAUAUGGCUAAUAUAACAUUAGUAACAGAAUGGAUAACGAACGAAAUAAGCUCGACGAAAAUCAGAAGAGCCCUGAGAAGAAACGAAUCCGUUCGAUAUCUCGUUCCCGACAGAGUGCUGGAAUAUAUUUACAGGAAUAAUCUCUACGGAUCGCAAAGGACUUCUAAGUACCUACAGUUACCAUUUAGGGAGGCUUUUCCGACGCCAUCGCCCGACGCCGGCGUCGCGACGCCCUCCGUUCUCGUGAAUUGCUUGAACGCCUGCAACAACAACAACAACAACAACAACGUGUUGCACAAACGUGCAACUCUAUCGAUCGAUACGGUAGAUGGUUUCACCGGGCCCGGACACGCCGUUAAAAUAACCGGAGAGACGGUUAAAAUAACCGGGGACGGCGCGAAGGAGGUUAGUAGGGGCGGUGCACCGACGGAGGAGGAGGUUGAGGGGGGCUCGAGGGGGCGCGAAAAUCUCGUUAAAUUUAUAUUCACCAAGCACGGGAUACAGGUCAUUAGCGAUGUGGAGACGAUCGUCUGA
Phyllotreta striolata is the source of this 1122-nucleotide messenger RNA. The record is from the annotation of a GenBank genome assembly. NCBI's taxonomy places the organism in Eukaryota, Metazoa, Arthropoda, Insecta, Coleoptera, Chrysomelidae.